CUCUCUCACUACAUGCAAUAGACGAAAUCAAAUUCAAUACUGCGAUAUAAUAGAGGGAAGCGAGAGAUCAUAGAUAUAUAGUUUGUGUUUUGAAGUCAAUCAAUCAGUAGAACAUUGUUUAGAUUCAUCGAUCAUGGCUCAAUCAGCUGUUUCUCAGAUCGGCGUAGCUGUUCCUAUCAACGGAGAUUCUUCUUUCCUCAGGAGAUCCGUGUUUAAGACACAAAGUAUAAGCUUCAACAAUGGAUCAAGGAGAUCUGCAUUAUCAUUGGAUUCCAAUUCCAUAUAUACAUUCAGGUCAAGGAAUCCUUCAGUAGUUUGCAUGUCUGUGCAACAAGCCAGCAAACCAAAGGUUGCAGUCUCACCUUUAUCACUAGAAGAUGCAAAUGAGCCUCCAUUGAACACACAUAAGCCAAAGGAACCAUACACAGCAACCAUUGUCUCUGUUGAGAGAGUUGUAGGCCAAAACGCUCCUGGUGAAACUUGCCAUGUUAUCAUUGAUCAUGGUGGCAAUGCCCCAUACUGGGAAGGACAGAGCUAUGGUGUUAUUCCUCCUGGCGAAAACCCCAAAAAACCGGGAGCUCCCAAUGCUGUCAGGCUUUACUCAAUCGCAUCGACUAGGUACGGGGAUUUCUUUGAUGGAAAGACAGCAAGUUUGUGUGUGAGAAGAGCUGUUUACUAUGAUCCUGAGACCGGGAAGGAAGACCCCUCAAAGAAAGGAAUAUGCAGCAAUUUCCUUUGUGAUUCAAAGCCUGGCGACAAAAUUCAACUAACUGGUCCUUCUGGUAAGAUAAUGCUUUUACCCGAAGAUGACCCAAAUGCGACCCAUAUCAUGAUCGCUACUGGUACGGGUGUGGCUCCAUUCAGAGGCUAUCUGAGACGUAUGUUCAUGGAAUCAGUCCCCAACUUCAAGUUCGGAGGUCUGGCUUGGCUGUUUCUCGGGGUAGCGAAUAAUGACAGUCUUCUUUACGACGAAGAAUUCGAAAAAUAUCGUCAAGACUAUCCAGACAACUUCAGGUUUGACCGUGCUCUGAGUCGAGAACAAAAGAACAAGAACGGGGGAAAGAUGUAUGUCCAGGACAAGAUCGAGGAAUACAGCGACGAGAUUUUCAAACUGUUGGAUGGGGGAGCACACAUAUACUUUUGCGGGCUGAAAGGGAUGAUGCCUGGGAUUCAAGAUACGUUGAAGAAGGUGGCCGAGGAAAGGGGAGAAAGCUGGGAGGCGAAACUGUCUCAGUUGAAGAAGAACAAACAGUGGCAUGUUGAAGUUUACUAAGUUAUUGUAAGAUUACUUAUUGUAUUAUGAUCAGCUUGUUUUUUAUGAUUUCUCAAAUGGGUUGAGAAAACUUGACAAGGGUAAGAUUGUUGUAGUUUGAUUUGAUUUUGAUUUUCAAAUAAUGUUGUUAUGAAGAUGAGGAUUGUGUUCUUGA
Molecule: messenger RNA, 1427 nt
Organism: Impatiens glandulifera
Lineage: Eukaryota; Viridiplantae; Streptophyta; Magnoliopsida; Ericales; Balsaminaceae
Product: ferredoxin--NADP reductase, root-type isozyme, chloroplastic-like
Exons: 5
Coding region: 134-1273 (379 amino acids)
Molecular function (GO): oxidoreductase activity
Source: RefSeq, a predicted model, not a curated record